Messenger RNA from Hyla sarda, 1911 nucleotides. Its product is annotated as YLP motif-containing protein 1-like. The coding region runs from base 393 to 1583 and encodes 396 amino acids. NCBI's taxonomy places the organism in Eukaryota, Metazoa, Chordata, Amphibia, Anura, Hylidae. The record is from RefSeq and is a predicted model, not a curated record. The transcript has 11 exons.
UUAUAAUAUUAAUACAAAUAGUAAUGAUAUUAUACAGAAGAAUCUGUUCUUACAGGAGGGGCUCUAACUUUUUAGCACCAUAUACUCUUCUGGUGUGAGCGAUAUUAACCCCUCUCAAUCUAAACCGUAUGAAAUCACUGCAGCCGACACCAUAGAUAUCAUUGUAUGAGCCCUAACAAAAAACACACAAGUCAUGGCGAGAGUCAGUCCUUUAUUAUAUAAUAAAACAGACAAAAAAGCACAAUAUAUCAAAUUUUACCUUAAUUUUCUCUAUUUUCAGUGUAUACAAAGCUUAUUUCCAUGAUGGUGAAUUAUAGAGACGCUAUCACUUUAAAUGGAGUCCGGUGACAUCAUCACUGCAGGUUACAUAAUCCAGCGCCGACCGGUUUCUGAUGAGAGUUGGAGUUGGAGUUGGUAAGUAUAGGAUCUCCUCUCCUCCUGGGGAUCUUUUCCAUUAUUUUCUGCAUAUUUUCAGUACAUUUUCUUACUGUAAUGUUUUCUCUUCUAUGAUUUUAGGAGAUAUUUGCGAUUUGCUACUGCCAAAAAUCUUUUUGAGCCGAGGAGGAGGAGGAGCUUUGAGGAGGAGGAGUGAGGAGAAGCUUGGAGGAGGAGUGAGGAGCGUAUUCGUGGACAUGGACCGGCCCCCAGAGGACAUCGACUUUUUUCGAUUUUUCCUGAUGCAGGGACCACCCGGACUGAGACCGCCACCCGGACUGAGACCACCACCCGGACUGAGACCACCACCCGGACUGACCCCACCUGGAUUGCGACCACCACCCGGACUGACCCCACCUGGAUUGCGACCACCGCCUGGACUGACACCACCUGGAUUGACACCACCCGGACUGCGAGGACCACCCGGACUGACACUGCCAGCAGCGAGGACCCCGGAGAUGGAGCGCCUUCCCAAAGACCAGGAAGAAGAAAGCCUUGAUGUCUCCUGGAUGAUGUCUUCGGCACUGCUGCCUUUUUUUAUUAACACAGGAGGAGCUGAGACCAAAGAUGUGCCAGAGGAGGAGCCUGAGGACCAGCCGGAGGAGGAUGACCUGGAGCACGUGGAGUCGAUUGAGGACUACAUGGACUGCGAGGAGCCGGAGGAGAAAGACCUGGAGCACGCGGAGCCAGAGGAGGACCAUCUGGAGUACGCAGAGCCGGAGGAAGACUAUGCGACGUGUGACGAGAUGGAGGAGGACCACCUGGAGCAUGCAGAGCCGGAGGAGGUCUAUCUGACGUAUGUCGAUUCGGAGGAGGAGCUGAUCCCUGACCAGCACGAGCUGUUUGAAUAUCUGGAUGAGUGGCGUGACCUGACGAGACCGCUUUGGAUCGGGAUCACCCAGCGCUACGAUUACGACCAGGACGAUGACGAUGACGGGCCGAUCUUUAUGAAGCUGGAUGACGGGAUCAGGCUCCCGGAUUUCCCCGCCGCAAAGACCGUCGUGGAGGAGGAAGAACCGGCAGCCGCAGCCAGCACCGAUGGAGACCAGAGGGAGGACGAUGCCCCGGACCAGAUUAGCAGCAGGAGGACCAUCCUAUCCAGGCUGAGGGCGCUGUUCAGCUGCUGCUGUGCCACAGAAGACGAGUAAAAGGUAACACCGUGCCAUCAGAAGGAGGAGGAGGAGAAAACUCCAUUACCACCUGGAGUUAGAGGAGGGGGUGCCCAUAACAUCAAGAGGUAAAGGAGGCACCUUUAACACCAGGAGGAAUCAUUUACCUCAUAUGGGGUAGGAGACCCCAUUUUACAUCAUUAAUUGGAGGAAAAGACUCCCUUUACAUCUAGUGGAGUCUGGAGGAGGUGCCCUUAAAGGGCUUACCUGCAGAACUGAGACGAUAUUGCUUUUCCUUGCUCCCUGGUGGCUCACUUCUGGUUUGGUGUCAUCUUAUUCUGAUACCUUCUGGUAUGAAGAACACAAG